Molecule: messenger RNA, 881 nt
Organism: Physella acuta
Lineage: Eukaryota; Metazoa; Mollusca; Gastropoda; Physidae
Source: RefSeq, a predicted model, not a curated record
UACAAGUUUUCUGUCAAGAUGAUGGGCAAUGGUUUGAUAUAGGAGCCUGUAAAAGAAUUGUUGAGGAAAAUACGACCGUGUGGAAUUGUUUAAAAGGAUCAUUUGGAACUGAUUGCUUGUACCUGGACAAGGUUUGGACGGCAGAAUCGGUUCACCCUAUUGAGUUCUCGAACGUCGAUUUUAACGAAUGCGUAUUUACUGAAACAAUAAGUCUCACAUUUAAAAAAGGAUUUUACUUCACAGAUAUGCUUGUAAUAUUUGAACUUGAAGAUACGGCACCGAAAGUGACUUUGAAUUUCACACUUCCCAACAAUACAGAAAGUUUUUGCCCGCAGCUCGUGGUGUAUUGGAGGGGUAGAGUUCGAAUGAUGCUCGAAUGCCGGAAUCCCGAAUACAUACUUCAUCUAAACCUCACUCUAGGCGGUAACUUUUCCGUUUGCAGGAUAGCGUUGAAUGGGGGAAGGAAUGUUGCACUGGAAGGAACAGCAACUCUAUAUUUUAAUAAGGUGCCAGUGCCCAAUAGAGACCCAUCGCAUCAGCCAUCAGUUCUAAAUAAAAACCCAACUGGCUUUUAUAUCGAGAAAAGAGGAAUAGCUCUUACUUGGGAGUUGCUUUUUGAAAAGCCUAGAAAUAUUUACGAAUUACUUCUUAUAACAUGUCGUAAUCCGAACAGAACCAUGUCAAAAUUUGACCUUGAAAUGAUAGAUUUUGAUAAUAAAUCCGUCUAUACCUAUAAUUCAACCGAAGCAAGCGGUUUUCAUCAUUAUGCUUCGGGAAAAAUAUAUAAGGAAAUUUGGAGAAUUAUCAUACGAUCCGUCGACGUGCUAAGUUUCUGUGGGAUUUAUGCCUAUGGCGAUGAUGCGGCCUGUACAAACCCAUAG